CUUCAAGUGUUACCUCCUAGAUGGCGUUGAAAACCAGAAUUCCAUAUCGACAUCAGAGAGAUUGCCAUCCAGCUUGUCACAGUCUAAUUGCGUACCUAUUACAAUGAAUCCAAAAGGCAAAUUCGUUGUCGGUGUCGACUACGGCACCACCUUCACAGGCGUCAGCUAUGCGUUUCUAGGGGAAGCUUCUCUGCCGAUUAUCAGGCUUGUCCGCUCCUGGCCCGCUCCAUAUGGACAUACCACGGGCACCGAAGUCCCAUCCAGGAUAGCGUAUCCUCAAGGCAAUUGCGCGAUUCAGAAACACAGCGCGGAUAUAACCAAGUUCAGUGACAGAGCUUUGGGGGCGGCAACCGCAAUGGGAAUCAUGAAGUUACCUCACGGAAAGAUUGCCAUCCAGGUUGUCACAGAGUUUCUGCGGGAGCUCUAUGUGCACAUCUGCCGAGAGCUGGAGAAGGAUCUUGUCAAUCGUCGUCCUCCUCUUCGUCUUCGCGAUGUGCAUAUGGAAUUCUGGUUUACAACGCCAGCAGUCUGGUCGGAUCAGAUUCGGUUCGAAUACAAGGAGGCUGCUAUUCGUGCAGGCUUUGGACCAAGUGAUGACAGGCCGGACGAUACCAUCUACACGCUUUGCGAGCCCGAAGCCGCCGCACUUGCCGCUUUCGAGACAAUGCCACUAUGUGGACCCGGAAUGCAGAUCAAGCCAGGUGAUGGGGUAUUGAUAUGCGACUGUGGAGACGGCACCGUGGACGUGACAAGCUAUCUGAUCUCGGAGGUCUCUCCCCAGUUGUCGUUCGAUGAACUAACUUCGGCCGUUGGUGGUAUGUGCGGCGCCACAGCCAUCGACCGCAAUUUCUAUCUUCUUAUGUCCGAGAGGUUUGGGGCGGCGUUCAAGGACUUGCCGUUUACACAAAAGGCCCCAGGUAGUAGGUUCAUGGAUUUCUUUCAGGCCAUUAAGGAGGAAUUUUGCUGUUCAGCUGUGGACAGGGUCUAUCGACUUCCCCUGUCCAUGGCCCUCAACAACCCCAACCCCACGUUCUUUGACGCAGAAAAUCGACUCGUUUUGCUUUCCAGCAAUGACCUCCGUGGAAUAUUCGAUCCGGUGCUCCGCCAGAUUGAAAGCGCCAAUCAGGAGAUUGGCCGCUUUAUCAUCAAUAAAAUUGUGUUAGUCGGCGGCUUUAGCCAGUCACCAUACCUACGGGAACGGAUCUCGGGAACCUUUGCCGUCGAAGGCAAACUGGCCAUACUCGCUCCAGCAGACCCGCAAGCAAUGGUCAUGCGCGGCGCAGCGAUUCGGGGACUCGGAGGGCCUCAGCCCACCACGAGAAAAUGCCGAAGCCAUUACGGCUUCGAGCGUUCUGUUUCGGUCAAGGGUACCGGGACGGUCACGGGAUUUGCCUCCUGGGUCCUUGCCAAGGGGGAGAGGUAUGCCCGGAAUCACACGGCAACGCAAGACUUGAUUGUCACCCAUCGCGCAGGGGAUUCACUGAUGAAGAUCAGUAACCUGUACGGGUGUAAUGAUGCGAACGCCCCACAACGAGUUGAUCACCCAGGUGUUUAUGUCAUCGCACAGCUCAUGUGUGACUUUGCAAGUGUCGACCUUGCUCAGUUCCCGCAGUCUCGAACGGGCACGCAAGUGGAGUAUCUGUUGGAAUAUUCCAUUGAGGUCACCUUUGGCGCCCGGGGGGACCUCAAGUGCAAGGCUGUCUGUCAGGGCCGAACAGUCGGAGAAACUACCGUCCACUUUGCCCGAGAGCAAUGGUAG
Molecule: messenger RNA, 1759 nt
Organism: Aspergillus novofumigatus IBT 16806
Lineage: Eukaryota; Fungi; Ascomycota; Eurotiomycetes; Eurotiales; Aspergillaceae
Product: Hsp70 family protein
Exons: 11
Coding region: 104-1759 (551 amino acids)
Source: RefSeq, a predicted model, not a curated record